AUGUCGCAGAGAAUAGAUUUGGGACAACUUCACCCCCAACAGCUUGUAGAGCUCAAGAAGUCCACCGAGGAAGAGGUCACACACUUCACGUCCUCACUACAAGCAUUACAGACGGCCCAGUCUAAAUUAAAAGACUGUAUAAGCAGCAUCGAUAACAUGAAAUCUCAGCAAGACAAGCAGUUGCUUGUACCUUUGACAAGUUCUUUGUAUUUGCCAGGCAAGGUACAAGACCCAGAGAAGUUCUUGGUAGACAUUGGUACUGGCUACUAUGUGGAGAAGACCAGCGAGGAUGCCAAGCGGGUAUAUACGUCGAAAAUCACCAAAUUGAAUGAAGACUCCGCCAAGUUGAAAGAAAUCUUGGUACAGAAGAACGAGAUAUUGAAUCAGUUAAAUAUGGCAUUGAGAACAAAGGUGUUGCAAAUGGAGAAGGAGAAUGCCAAGCCGGCUGCCUGA
Yamadazyma tenuis ATCC 10573 is the source of this 453-nucleotide messenger RNA. RefSeq names its product Gim5p (gene GIM5). NCBI's taxonomy places the organism in Eukaryota, Fungi, Ascomycota, Pichiomycetes, Serinales, Debaryomycetaceae. Gene Ontology annotation, cellular component: cytoplasm; prefoldin complex. Gene Ontology annotation, biological process: RNA polymerase III assembly; protein folding; RNA polymerase I assembly. The record is from RefSeq and is a predicted model, not a curated record.